This is a messenger RNA of Metarhizium robertsii ARSEF 23, 1392 nucleotides long. RefSeq names its product Mevalonate kinase. NCBI's taxonomy places the organism in Eukaryota, Fungi, Ascomycota, Sordariomycetes, Hypocreales, Clavicipitaceae. Bases 1 to 1392 code for a protein of 463 amino acids. The transcript has a single exon. Gene Ontology annotation, cellular component: cytoplasm. The record is from RefSeq and is a predicted model, not a curated record. Gene Ontology annotation, molecular function: mevalonate kinase activity; ATP binding. Gene Ontology annotation, biological process: isoprenoid biosynthetic process; ergosterol biosynthetic process.
AUGGAGAGAAAGCCGUCGUCACCAUUAGCGCCGACUUUCAUGGUGUCUGCGCCUGGCAAGGUCAUAGUAUUUGGCGAACAUGCCGCUGUGUUUGGCAAGCCCGCCAUCGCAGCAGCCAUCUCCCUUAGAUCCUAUCUUCUCGUCACGACCCUUUCCAAGUCCCAUCGUAUCGUCAAGUUAAACUUCAGAGAUAUUGGCUUAGAUCACACUUGGAAAAUAGACACCCUACCAUGGGGCAUAUUCCAUCGACCUGAGAAGAAAAAGUUUUACUACUCCCUUAUCGACUCCCUCGAUCCCGAGUUGCUCGACGCUAUUAUACCGCAUGCAGAGGAGGUCUCCAAGCACCUCCCGGAAAAGCAGCGAAAGAUGCACGUUCGAUCUGCGACAGCCUUCCUCUACCUCUUUCUUUCGUUGGGGUCAUUGCAUAGCCCCGGGUCUAUCUACACUCUGCGAUCCACCAUUCCUAUCGGUGCCGGUCUAGGGAGUAGUGCUAGCAUUUGCGUCUGCUUAAGCACAGCGCUGCUUCUUCAGAUACGGACGCUUGCUGGACCUCAUCCCGACCAGCCGGCUGAGGAAGCCCAGAUACAGAUUGAGCGCAUCAGUCGUUGGGCUUUUGUGGGCGAGCUGUGUAUACACGGAGAUCCUAGUGGAGUGGACAAUGCAGUGUCUGCCGGUGGUCAGGCUGUUGUUUACCAAAGAAAAGGCUCCGGACCGCCAUCCGUCAUUCCUCUCAACAACUUCCCCAAGCUGCCGCUUCUCCUCGUAAACACUCAACAACCCCGUUCAACAGCGACACAGGUGGAAAAAGUAAGAGAACUAAGAGCAAAUCACCCUCACGUGACGGGACUGAUUUUGGAUGCAAUUGGCCAACUGACAAGCUCUGCUCUGGCCGAUUUGGAAACCAAUGGCAUGUCCGACAUGGACCGGUUGGGAACAAUGAUUCGUAUGAAUCACGGAUUGCUGGUCUCGCUGGGAGUCUCUCACCCACGCCUGGAGCGUAUCCGCGAGCUUGUGGAUCAUGCAGACGUUGGCUGGACGAAACUGACUGGCGCCGGAGGUGGCGGGUGUGCUAUAACGCUUUUUCGACCAGAUGCCCAAUUGGAAACAAUGAAGGAGUUGGGGAGGAAAUUUUGUAUCGACGGCUUCCAGAUAUACGAGACCAUCUUGGGCGCUGAUGGAGUCGCCGUACUUUGGCCUGCUCUUUUCCGAAGAGGCAGCGAUGGGAAGGGAGAUGAAGAGAUCAACCAGGAACUAUUUGAGAAGGCUGUAGGUGUAGAGGGCAUUGAGGCUCUGGUUGGAGUAGGAAAGUCUGAAAACGGGGAAGGAUGGAAAUUCUGGACUCGAACUGUUGAAGAUGAACGCGACCAGUCUCUUGACUACUGCCCCAGUUAA